Xenopus tropicalis (tropical clawed frog) is the source of this 6586-nucleotide messenger RNA. It is a transcript of the gene slc7a2, whose product is annotated as solute carrier family 7 member 2 gene 1. The record is from RefSeq and is a predicted model, not a curated record. The transcript has 13 exons. Bases 219 to 2192 code for a protein of 657 amino acids. Gene Ontology annotation, molecular function: transmembrane transporter activity; L-arginine transmembrane transporter activity. Gene Ontology annotation, biological process: L-lysine transmembrane transport; transmembrane transport; amino acid transport. Gene Ontology annotation, cellular component: plasma membrane; membrane. Lineage: Eukaryota; Metazoa; Chordata; Amphibia; Anura; Pipidae.
CUCUGCCCCACCUCCCCCACCAAAGUGAGCUGUCAGACACCCGAUAGCCUGUGCUUGGCCACAGCAAUAUCUGCCUGCAGGUCUCCCCACUGCUCCCAGCUCAGAGGGGUAACACAGCGCAAAGUGCCAGACCGGGACACAAGGCAAACAAUCACAGUCAGAGGAACUGAGAACAGACUGAUCUCUUUCUACCCAGCACGCAGAGUGAAGACGCCGCCAUGGUUCCCUGCGGACCAGCUUUGACAUUUGCCCGAUGUAUACUUCGAAGAAAAAUUGUGACUCUGGACAGUCUUGAGGACUCAAAGUUAUGUCGCUGUCUUUCAACUUUAGAUCUCGUUGCUCUGGGAGUUGGGAGCACCCUUGGAGCUGGAGUAUAUGUCCUUGCAGGAGAAGUGGCCAAAGCAAAUUCUGGACCUAGUAUUGUAGUUUCUUUUCUUAUUGCUGCCUUAGCCUCUGUAAUGGCUGGACUUUGCUAUGCUGAAUUUGGAGCCAGAGUUCCAAAGACUGGAUCAGCAUAUUUGUAUACAUAUGUCACUGUCGGAGAACUGUGGGCUUUUAUCACUGGUUGGAACCUCAUCUUGUCAUACGUAAUAGGUACAUCAAGUGUAGCAAGAGCAUGGAGUGGCACAUUUGAUGAACUUCUCGGGAAGCGAAUUGGUCAGUUCUUCAGUACCUACUUCAGGAUGAACUCACCUGGACUGGCUGAAUAUCCAGACAUCUUUGCAGUUUUCUUAAUUCUCCUCUUAUCUGGCCUGCUCUCCUUUGGAGUAAAGGAAUCAGCAUGGGUGAACAAGGUGUUCACUGCAGUGAAUGUUCUAGUGCUUCUGUUUGUCAUGAUCGCUGGGUUUGUGAAAGGCGACCUACAAAACUGGAAGAUCACGGAAUCCUUCCUGCAGAACAUCUCUGCUACAGACGGAAACUCUGUAUCCUAUGAUAAUGUGACAAGUUUAUAUGGAGCUGGAGGCUUUAUGCCAUAUGGGCUCACAGGGAUGCUGGCUGGCGCUGCUACAUGCUUCUACGCCUUUGUUGGAUUCGAUUGCAUUGCUACAACCGGGGAGGAAGUGCGGAAUCCACAGAGAGCAAUACCCAUUGGGAUUGUCGCUUCCCUACUUAUAUGUUUCAUGGCAUACUUUGGAGUGUCAGCUGCACUGACACUUAUGAUGCCUUACUUCAAGCUGGAUGAGAAAAGUCCGCUUCCCGUAGCAUUUGAGUAUGUCGGAUGGGGUCCUGCUAAAUACGUUGUGGCUGUGGGCUCUCUCUGUGCUCUCUCUACAAGUCUUCUUGGAUCCAUAUUCCCAAUGCCUCGUGUAAUCUAUGCAAUGGCCGAAGAUGGUUUGCUUUUCAAAUCUCUAGCUAAGAUCAGUCCCAGGACGAAGACUCCGGUUAUUGCCACACUGUCGUCCGGUGCCGUGGCAGCUGUUAUGGCAUUUCUCUUUGAUUUAAAGGCCCUUGUUGACAUGAUGUCCAUUGGUACCCUUCUUGCCUAUUCACUGGUGGCAGCUUGUGUUCUCAUCCUCAGAUACCAACCUGGUUUAGGUUAUGAGAUCCCAAAAGGUAAUGCUGAGAAAGAAAUGCUGUCAUCAUCUGAAAGAGAGUCAAUGAUGAACGAGUCACAAAUCAGUAUCCUGCAUGAUAAGAGCUCCAGUUUCCACAGGCUGAUGAAUCCCCCGAGCGUGCCAACGGAACAGUCUGCCUCCCUUGUUAGUAGCCUGGUAGGAUUGCUAGCUUUAAUUAUUUGUGCACUGAGUGUUCUCACAACAUAUGGCGUCCAGGCGAUUGCUGAUAUAGAGGUGUGGAGUGUCGCCCUGCUGGUUGUGUUUAUUGUAUUAAUCUGCUUGAUUGUGAUGAUUAUAUGGCGGCAGCCUCAAAACAAGCACAAAAUUACAUUUAUGGUACCGUUUCUACCAGUUCUUCCUGUUUUUAGCGUCUUGGUCAAUGUUUACUUGAUGGUGCAGUUAAGUGGUGACACGUGGAUAAGAUUUAGCAUAUGGAUGGUGAUUGGUUUCUUGAUAUACUUUGCUUAUGGCAUCAGACACAGCGUGGAAGGAAAAUCCAAGAAAGUUGAAGAUGAAGAGGAUGAGGAGGAUUCCGAUGGCAGCCCUACAGAGGAAAAAACAGGGAAAGAAAACGAAGAAGAAAAUGCCAAGGAAAGUGACCAUUUUAUUUUGCAUGAAAGGACAAGUGAAUGUUAAUUGGAACUGUCUUACAAUGCUUUUCAGAUGCAUCACUGAAGCAGCAAACUAUCCCCGCUGUAGGAAUGUAUCUCUUGCAGUUAUAUGAGCUGCUCAAAAAAUGCUGGAGCAACUGCAGGAAAUGCCAUAAUGCCAUUGUAUGACGGCUCUGUGGUCACCCUUUGUGCAAAUACAGUAUGUACAGUGUGUUGUCACACAAGCUAUCGCUGCUAACCAACUUAACUAGUUCUUACAUAAUCCCUUCUAACAACUCUUGUUUUACUGCCACAUUUGAUGGGAAUGUAUAGGGUCCUUCACCUUCCUUCCAAUCAAGACUUAGGACAAUAUUAUUACUCUCCUUUCUAUAUUUGGUCUUGUCCUUUUCCAUAGUGUAUAACAGAGAAUGUUCAUUCACAUCCGUGCAUGACCCAAUGGAGCUUGCCAUCAGGGGUCACUACCAGAAGCACACACACACACACAAGGGUUCAAUUCAUCAAGAGACAAUUAACCUCCAAACUGGAGCACUUGGAAGAGCCUAAACAGUCACAGAGAUAAUGUACAAACUCCAUACAAGUAACGGAAUUCAAGCCAUGUGUUCCCCUCUCUUCUCCUCUCUCCUGCCAUGUGGUUGCAUUAGUCUUUCACAUUGCCUUAGCACCCUGUUCUUAAACUGCCAUAAAAAUGCUUUUUAAUUGUUGUUACUGUAACAUAUGAAUGGAAAACACAAACCUGCUACUUUUUAUUCAUACAUGGGGGGUCUUAUUUAUUAGCAUAGACACUUAAUUGCACCAUUGCAGUGAGCAAUAGCAAGCAACCAGAAGUACUUUUACAGUCUUUGAAUGCAAAGAAUUGAUUCUAUCUCAUUGGAAAAUGCGUUGGUGCAGUUUUGCAGCAGUGUUAGUAAAUACACCCAGUAUAUUCUCCUUAUUACAAACUAUAGGCAGUGGAACAUCUUCUGUAAAUCCAUAUGCUUAACCCGGGAGCGUCAUCAAAGAGCGUAGGCCACAAAAAUUGCAGGCUGUGUGAUAUAAAUAAGAAUAAGAAGGAAAUCUUAUAGUAGAAUAAUAGUUUUCAGUUGGAUUUACAAAAGAAAUGCAGACAACUGAAAAGGGUCAAAAGAAACCCCCAUUUCGGUGAUGUUCUUGUAGUUUAUUGGUUGCUGGAGAACCCACAGGUCUUCCCAGUUCUGACUUUGGCAAACAUUCCUCAUGAUCAUGGGUACUCUGGCCCCAGCCAAGCCUUUGGCUAAAAGGACAAGUGAAGGUGACUCUGGUGUCUCUGGUGAGUUUGGAAAUGUGAAUAAUUUAUUACAUCGGCUGGACUCAUUUGUUAGAUUUAGAUUGGUUGCUGAUCACAGUUGUUUUUAUUUUGUGAAUUUGUAUUUUCAGUUUUUUCAGUAUUUGUUAUUUUCAGAACCUGACUGUUGACAGAAGGGAGCAAACAAAACCCAUAGCUGCCCUUUCUGGCCCUUUUAUACCGUAACGCAUGGAUACUUUUCAUCGUCAACGCGCUCCUCUCGGGAGUGGUCCUGGCGAUCAUUGUAUUUAAUAGAUACAAUGUACUAAAAACUAGAAAGGAACUAAGCUAUUUAGUGAAUAAUGAGAGAAAUACAUAUUAUUACAUGUGUAUAUAUGUAUAAUAUACUCCUCUGAAUGUUUCUUCCCUAACAUAUCCCACACAUCAUCGCAAUGGUUGCCCACACCUUGCGUUCCUCAGUUACACAUGCUUUUCUAUUCAUUUAAAUGGGGAAAUCUAUGUUGGUCCCAAACCAUGUUUUGCUAGUAAUUUAGAUUCUACACCAGUGAAUAAGUUAAAAUGAGAAUGUCUUAGAGUUUGUGUCAGAAGAUUGUGCCUAUCAAACAUCCCUUCCAAAACAUUAUGAACCAUGAUGAGCAUAUGGUGGCCUGUGCUGGCCAAUCUACUUUGUAUGUUCCCAACCUGCAACCAGAAAUGAUGAUACAGAGAUCUAAAAAUGACCUCACCAAGAAGAUACUGCCUGUGUAUUGUCAGGAGAUGUCCUUAGAUGUGUAAAUAUUUAUUUAUUUGUUGAUCUCUGGCGCCACCAUGUGAGUAAAAUCUGUUGGUUCCCUGCAGGGAGCUAGAGAGACAACUGUAUGAUCCUCAGCCUAAGCAUGUGGCCACCUAACCAGUGAUUUAGGCAAUUACCUACCAAGUUCAUUUGAAAAAGGCAAAACCUUGUGGCUAAUGAUUGCCAUCUCUGUGUUUGUUUGAGGUCAUCAUCUAUGUCAGACCUCCAUUGGCCUAUAUAAUACAUUAAUGGGCUUAUUAGUUUUUGAGUUUGUAAAUUUGAGUUUGUUUUUUUAAAUUGACUAAACUCGCAUAUCCAGUGCUUACUUAUUUUCAAAUAAAAACCUUGAAUGCCUUGAAUUUUUUCAAGAUUACAAUCUUGAAAAACUUGAAAAAUGUGAGUUUGAAAAUAUGACGACUUUGCCCAGGAAACCUCCCAUUGACUUCUAUAGAAACUCACAAGCUUUUAGAUGGCAAAUUUUUACAUACGAGUUUUUGAGUUUUUUGCACCUAAUAAAUACCAGACAUUUGAGUUUUUGAAAUGUAAUUCCAAUUUGAGUUUUUUUAUGUAAAAUCGUGAAGAAAACUGGAACACUGAUAAAUUAUCCCCCAACAGUUGCAGCCAGACGCACAGCUAAAUUGUUUUUGACCCAAUGUGUGUUCUUUAAAAAUCUUUCUGUCACCUAUUUCUGGUAUCUGCCAGGUACAAACAGAUAGGGAUGUCACCUGCGUGGUAAAAUGUACAAGGACAACAGACGGGCUGGUGUAUAUUGCACAAAAUAUGGAACAGACACCAAAAGUUGUUUCUCAUUAUAGAAUAUGAACAUAUUUUAUGCUUCUUAAUUGAAUGCUUGGAGCUGGGAAAUCUGAUAUGCAAGCUCCAUAUAACAGAUAAUAUACUUAGAGUAUAUCAGCAGCAUGUAGCUGCUCCUUAGCACAGGGAUAGGCUGUACUCCAUCCGCCAGCAUUGCCAUAGUCUCUAGUAGGUAGUAGUACAGCUGUAAUACUGCAAUCCAGGGACAGCAUUUGGCUCAUCUUGGUUCUGAUUUAUGAACACAUUUUGUUGAACAGGGUGUCCUUCAGCUAGAGCCCAGUACAACUUCCAUCUCCAUCAGCCAGCCAAGAAUCAUUAGUUGUUAUUAUAUUAAAUGUGUAUUUAUAUAGCACCAACAUAUUCAGCAGUGCUGUACAACAAAUUAUUAGUUCACACAUGUUAACUGUGGUGAGCAGAUUAGUUUGGAAAAUGCACUAAGGGUUUCAUGAAAAGAUUUGUAUUGUACAAAAUGGCUGUUAUAAGACUCUGUCUAAUGAGUAUGAGACCUGGGGCCCUCCAGCCAUUGUGGCAUCACAGCAGUUUGAAGGUCACACACUACCUGGAUUUUUUUUUCCUUUUUUGGACAAGGCGACGUCUUACCUAAUCUUUUGUUUUUCUUCAAGUGUCCAUAGGCAAUUAAUAUAUAAUGUGUAAUGUUUGUGUCCAUGUUGGUGUAUUUACUGCUCAUAACAUUCAUGUUUUAAACACAAUUUUUAUCACCUUUUCUAAUCGCUUAUAGACUUUUUGCCACUAGAGCAGAGAGUGGUAUCCUUCCACCUUUUGUAAUGCAUGGUAAACUUACGCUUUAAACAAUGUUAAUGCUGCCAGAAAGCGCUAACUCAGGCACAACUGCGAAAUAUUUUCUUGCCUGCAUUACCCUCAUCCAUCUCUGUAGCUAAUCCUACAUCUAAGGUGGGCAGCCAGCGUUCCUUCCUACGCUCUGCUGAUUUCUAGUCCCUUUUGCAUCCCUGGCGAGUCAGUGAGAGCACCCAAGCAAAGAGAUUGGCAGUUGUGCUGUGGGCAGGGUGGCAGUGCCUAUCCAGGGACACCUCAGAACAAGAGAUCAGCAAUAUUCCUGCAGGGACGUAACAUUGGUGGUUCAAGCUGUUUGGUAGAAAAAGAAUACAGAUAAACUUGCAGAAUUAAACUUGCAGAGUUCAGCUGGCACACUUCUUCCUUCUAAUGCUGCCUUUCAACCCAUGAGAUAAAGAGCCAUGGAUUUAUGUAAAUAAAAGGAUAUAUAGCCAUAGCUGCAAAGUACCCUGUGAGCAAAUCCCAGGCAUUUUCCUCUUUUGUUACACACUGUGCUAAAUGUUGUGUCGGCUGGCAGACUGAUAACAAAAGGGAUUUAACCUGAACAAUUUACAAUUGAUAUAGUUAGAGUUUUGGUCCCUCGGAUGAAACACUGGAACCCUGGAACUGUCACGGUGGUCGCCAGAAUCUGAACCAUUCACUUGUUUCUGGUCGCUAACAAUAUAUCUUCUACUGCAUUUUAUUUUUUUUUCUUGUAUUGUGUCUUUGUGAUAUAUGCUUCUUCUGUAUUUUUUACAAUAAAUGAAAAUAUAAAAAUGGC